GCCUGGUUUUCGACGCAUUAGGGAGGACUCCACCACAGAUGUAGAAUCUGCACAUUCAGCUCCUUGUAGGGAAAAUAUUCAGACUUUCAGCAACAAAUUAGACCUCUUCUCGCAAAGAUGUUGUCAUGGGAUUUUCACAAGGAAAGUGGGAGCAGCUCAUCAGUCACUUCCACUUUUAAGUGUGAGGAGAAGGUGAAAACUGAAAAGAAAGGAGAAGUGGAGCGCAAAUAGUGGAUGGAACAAAAAGCAUAAAUGAAGGGAGGAGUGUCUGCUGUUUGAACAAGUUUUUGUUCCUCYCUCUGAGAGGAAACAACCUGAGGCUGAGAUGAUGUGGACGACAACUGUCCUCCUGCUGCUCACUUCGCUUCCGCUUUCCCCUGCAGAAGAGACUGCAGCGACAUCAAGAAUAGUCUCACUUCCGUCGUCCCAAAGAUCCCCAGUGGGAUUUAUAUAAUCCAUCCUGAGGACACCGACUCUUCCUUUGAGGUGUUCUGUGAGAUGGACUACAUGGAAGGUGGCUGGACGGUGAUGCAGAGGAGAACCGAUGGAUUAAAUGAUUUCAAACGACCCUGGGCUGAUUAUGUCGGAGGGUUUGGAAACCUUGCAGGAGAACACUGGUUGGGUCUGCAAAAGGUGUUCCACAUAGUAAACCAGAAAGAUGCUCGCUUCCAGCUUCACAUCGCUCUGGUUUCCCACGACGAUGUCACCUCUUAUGCGUCGUAUGAUGACUUCCGCCUCGAUGAUGAAACCCAGUUCUUCAGAAUACACCUGGGCAGAUAUGCAGGCAGUGCUGGUGAUGCUUUCCGUGGCUACGACCAGGAGCAGAACCAGGACACGGCUCCAUUCAGCGCCUCAGAUGUGGACAAUGACGGCUGCAAUCCUUUCUGCACCCUGGGGAACAGCACACUGGUGGAGAGCUGCAGCAUUCAGCACAACCACACGGGGUGGUGGUUCAACCAGUGCGGCCUGGCAAACCUCAACGCUUCUCCUGAAGAGGCAGAGCAGAACCAGGGCAGGAGGACACGCAUCCUGUGGGACACCUGGAGGCACAGAGGAGUCCCCCACACAAUCAAAUCUGUAACGAUGAAGAUCAGGAGGAUCGCAACCAAUAACUGAUACAGAAACAAAAUAUAGGAGAUCAAUGUUGGAGGGAAAGUCACACAACUUUAACAAAAGUUUUGAGGAAAUUUGACUCAAUUGGACAAAUCAGCCCACCUAAAAUGUUUAUCUAAAAACAAAUUUUAAACAGAGAAACAGCAUUUCCUGCUAACAUGCUGUGUGAAUUCUUACGGCUGAAAGAUAUUUACUGAAAGCUGCUGAAGAAGCUGAAAAUGUUUUAACAGAAAAACUGUUAAAGGGAGGUAAAUUUGAA
Molecule: messenger RNA, 1372 nt
Organism: Austrofundulus limnaeus
Lineage: Eukaryota; Metazoa; Chordata; Actinopteri; Cyprinodontiformes; Rivulidae
Gene: angptl5
Product: angiopoietin-like 5
Biological process (GO): blood coagulation
Source: RefSeq, a predicted model, not a curated record